GGCGCACACCUCCCUCCCUGACGCAUUUUGCCGCACAAGCUGUAAUAUGGCGGCAGCGACGGCGGCCUGAACUCUGGGAAGCCAGGUGAUUUUCGAAGCUUCAAAAUCGAGUGAAAGGAUUGGAAAAGUUUGUCCUUGAUUUUUCUCUCUUUAAAGAUUUUUUUUUUCAGAAAUUUAUGAAAAAUCUUUGCUGUUUUAGUUUGUUUGCCUGAAACUGUAUUUUACUCAUAAAUUGAAAUAUUGGAGCCAUGGGAAUAAAGGUUCAGCGUCCUCGAUGUUUUUUUGACAUUGCCAUUAAUAAUCAACCUGCUGGAAGAGUUGUCUUUGAAUUAUUUUCUGAUGUGUGUCCCAAAACAUGUGAGAACUUCCGUUGUCUUUGUACAGGUGAAAAGGGGACAGGGAAAUCAACUCAGAAGCCAUUACAUUAUAAGAGUUGUCUCUUUCACAGAGUUGUCAAAGAUUUUAUGGUUCAAGGUGGUGACUUCAGUGAAGGAAAUGGACGAGGAGGGGAAUCUAUUUACGGAGGAUUUUUUGAAGAUGAGAGUUUUGCUGUUAAACACAACAAAGAAUUUCUCUUGUCAAUGGCCAACAGGGGGAAGGAUACAAAUGGUUCACAGUUCUUCAUAACAACGAAACCAACUCCUCAUUUAGAUGGGCAUCAUGUUGUUUUUGGCCAAGUGAUUUCUGGUCAAGAAGUUGUGAGAGAGAUAGAAAACCAGAAAACAGAUGCAGCUAGCAAACCAUUUGCUGAGGUGCGGAUACUCAGUUGUGGAGAGCUAAUUCCCAAAUCUAAAGCUAAGAAAGAAGAAAAGAAAAGGCAUAAAUCAUCAUCCUCCUCAUCCUCCUCCAGUGACUCAGAUAGCUCAAGUGAUUCUCAAUCCUCUUCUGAUUCUUCUGAUUCUGAAAGUGCUUCUGAAGAGAAAUCAAAAAAAAGAAAAAAGAAACAUAGGAAAAAUUCCCGAAAACACAAGAAAGAAAAGAAGAAGCGAAAGAAAAGCAAGAAAAGCGCAUCUAGUGGAAGUGAAGCUGAAAAUCUUGAAGCACAGCCCCAGUCUACUGUCCGUCCAGAAGAGAUCCCUCCUAUACCUGAAAAUAGAUUCCUAAUGAGGAAAAGUCCUCCUAAAGCUGAUGAAAAAGAAAGGAAAAACAGAGAGCGAGAGAGAGAGAGAGAGUGUAAUCCACCUAACUCCCAGCCUGCUUCAUACCAGAGGCGACUUUUAGUUACUAGGUCUGGCAGGAAAAUUAAAGGAAGAGGACCAAGGCGUUAUCGAACUCCUUCCAGAUCCAGAUCAAGGGAUCGUUUCAGACGUAGUGAGACUCCUCCACAUUGGAGGCAAGAGAUGCAGAGAGCUCAAAGAAUGAGGGUGUCAAGUGGUGAAAGAUGGAUCAAAGGGGAUAAGAGUGAGUUAAAUGAAAUAAAAGAAAAUCAAAGAAGCCCAGUUAGAGUAAAAGAGAAAAAAAUAACUGAUCACAGACAUGUGUCUGAGAGUCCAAACAGAAAAAGUGAAAAGGAAAAGAAAGUUAAAGAUCAUAAAUCUAACAGCAAAGAGAGAGACAUUAGAAGAAAUUCAGAAAAAGAUGAUAAAUAUAAUAAAAAUAAGGUGAAGAAAAGGGCCAAAUCUAAAAGUAGGAGUAAGAGCAAAGAGAAAUCAAAGAGUAAGGAAAGAGAUACAAAGCAUAAUAGACAUGAAGAAAAGAGGGUGAGGUCAAGGAGUAAAGAAAGGGAUCAUGAGAAUGUUAAAGAAAAAGAAAAGUCUGAUUCUAAAGGAAAAGAUCAGGAAAGGAGUAGAAGUAAAGAGAAGUCUAAACAGUUAGAAUCAAAAAGUAAUGAGCAUGAUCAUAAUAAAAGUAAGGAAAAGGAUAGACGUGCACAGUCUAGGAGUAGAGAACGUGAUAUAACUAAAGGCAAACACAGUUAUAAUAGUAGAACAAGGGAACGAAGCAGAAGUAGGGACAGGAGCAGAAGAGUGCGAUCCAGAAGCCAUGACCGAGAUCGCAGCAGAAGCAAGGAGUACCAUAGGUACAGAGAACAGGAGUACAGGAGAAGAGGAAGGUCACGAAGCCGAGAGAGAAGAGCAACACCAGGAAGAUCAAGAAGUAAAGAUAGGAGGAGGAGGAGGAGAGAUUCACGGAGCUCAGAGAGAGAAGAAAGUCAAAGCAGAAACAAAGAAAAAUAUAGAAACCAAGAAAGUAAGAGUUCACACAGAAAAGAAAAUUCUGAGGGUGAAAAGAGAAUGUACUCUAAAAAUCGUGAUCAUAAUAGCUCAAAUAAUAACAGGGAAAAAAAGGCUGAUAGAGAUCAAAGUCCAUUCUCAAAAAUAAAACAAAGUAGUCAGGACAAUGAAUUAAAGUUCUCCACGGUGAAAAAUAAGGAGGAUGACAAGACAAGAUCCUCAGUGGAAAAAGAAAACCAAAAAUCAAAAGGUCAAGGAAAUGACCACAUACAUGAUAAAAAUAAAAAAUUUGAUCAUGAAUCAAGCCCUGGAACAGAUGAAGAUAAAAGUGGAUGAGUGAGUUGUGUAAACUUCUUAUUUCCAUUCUGUCUCAAAUUUUAAGUUUUAGAGACUUGCUCAUGAAUCUCCUUUAUGUUUUCCUCUUUUCAUUGUUUUUGAGUUGUUUUAUGUUUGUCCCUUUUUUUUUUUUUUAACGUGGACUUUAUUGAGUUGAUCUUUUGAUAAUCUGCAACCUGGAUAAUUUGUACUGCUAAAGUUUUAAUAAACUUGAAAUGAGAAAAACA
This is a messenger RNA of Diceros bicornis minor, 2737 nucleotides long. RefSeq names its product peptidylprolyl isomerase G (gene PPIG). The record is from RefSeq and is a predicted model, not a curated record. Lineage: Eukaryota; Metazoa; Chordata; Mammalia; Perissodactyla; Rhinocerotidae. The coding region runs from base 249 to 2510 and encodes 753 amino acids. The transcript has 14 exons. Gene Ontology annotation, cellular component: nucleus. Gene Ontology annotation, biological process: protein folding; protein peptidyl-prolyl isomerization. Gene Ontology annotation, molecular function: peptidyl-prolyl cis-trans isomerase activity.